AUGAGCUUCGGAGAAUGUCUGUCAGCUGUGGUGAAUGCCGUCAACGACGCGGUUGGUGACAUGUGCGGCUUCGAUCUCAUCCCCACAAGUUGUUCCGGCGUUUGGGAUUGUAUUUCGGAUGGGGUGAGCAACGCUCUCUCAUUCUUCGAGUGUGGAUUCUCGAUACUCUUGGAUAUACUCAAGAACAUGGUCAUGGCAAAUCUUCGCUGUCUGCCGAACAUCGCCGACGGCAUCAGGGCUGCCCUAUUCCCUCCCGAAGCGAUAAUUGCUACUACAGUUUUCGAGGCUUUGUGGAAUUUCGGCGAGAGGGUCGUGAACGGGAUCUACUCAGAAGCUGCGGCUGUGAGCAUCGACUUCUGUUGGAAUUCAGCCCCCACCGCCGAAUUCACUGACUGUGGUGCCUUCGAUUUCGUCAGCAGUAUGACUAUUUGGGACGUGCUUGACGUUUUCGGCAUGGCCCAGCGUUUCGCGGAUACCGUGGCGAAGUUCACUAAUUGCCUCACGAAGACUACAAGCCUCCCAGGGCUUAGUUUCGGCAUCCCCACUCCCUUCCUGAAAGUUGAUUGGACAGGAGGCUCGUGGUGUGCGCCAAGCUUUGUCCAAACUGCGGCCAAAGGUGUCAUUGGCGUGUUCAGGUAUAUAGCUUCAGGACGGAUGCUCGAUGACCUCAUCGUUGUAGGUGACAACCUCCUUACCAAUCUUCAGACGAGGCUGGAAGCAGUGUUCUGUGACGAAGGCGACUUUACCAUCACAUUGGGCGUCGACCUCCAGUUCGGAUACGCAGUUCUUGGAAUCAAGGCUCAGGCUGGAUGCCUCAAUGGAAGAUUCGCCGCAAAGAUUGUAGGGUUUGCUACGGGCAGAAUUUCCAUCUUCGGUUCGCCGUACAAGCGGGAGCCAAGUUCCUCUGCGUUCUUCAGUAUCGGUUGUACAGCGGGGCCCUCCAGCACGGAGUGGUCGUACUGGGAGUCGUCUCUGAGCGGCAGCCUGACGUUCAAUAUUUUCUCGGGGUCGGUUUCUCUGCCCCUCUAUCCAAAGCCGAAGCUCGAGUUUGGCUAUUCGUUCUCGCUCAGACUAUGGGAAAAAACAGCCACUCCCCCUCGCCUGUCGGAGGGGGAAUUCAACAAGACAUCGCUGCUGCCGGCGCUGCGCCUCCUCUCUGGGGCUACGUCCGACCCGAGCUUCGGCGAAAACGUCAAGAGCAAGUUCCCAGACCCCAAGCCGAUCCUCGAAGGGGCCCGCAACGGCUCGCUCGAGAGGUCCAGCAUGAACAGGAGUGCCGGUGACCUCUCCGGCAGGAUCGCAAUCUCUGUCACGAAGAGUUUUUGCUUCACCUGUGACGAUUUCGGAUCGGAGCCUGCCUGGGUCACGGGCCUCUCCAACAUGGCUCAGAAGUUCGUUUGCGCUGUGGGCCAGGCGAUGGCGGGAGCCUCCUGGGGUGCGCUGAGCCUCGCCCAGUGCUUCGCCCGCGUGGCGCAGUGGGAGGCGGCCGGGAACUACUGCGAGUAUUUGUAUUCCGACUCGCCGAACGACGGCUCGGGCAGCCUGGGGACCACUUGCGCCUGUAUGCCGCCGAAUUCGAUGUCUUCUGGGGCUUGCUACGCAGCUGUUGGAACCAGGGCCAGCGAUGGAUCUGCGCAUUUCGUGACCUACCGGCUUCAGAGGCUGACUUGCGAGACUGGGAGCGGAGCGGCAUGCAAGACUUGUGUCACGCCGCAGGACCGAGUGGUGAGAGACCAGUGUGAGACCUGCAACGACGGCCACAUACUGCUCGGCUACGUGUGCUCGGCCUACACGCCGUCGCCGACGCCAAAUCCCACGCUGUAUCCGACGCCAAGCCCGACCCCUUAUCCAACGCCGUAUCCGACGCCAUAUCCAACGCCAUAUCCAACGCCAUAUCCGACGCCAUAUCCGACGCCCUAUCCGACGCCAAGCCCGACGCCAGAACCGACGCCAAGCCCAACACCACUGCCACCCGGGGCCACGCAUGUUCCGACGCCAAGCCCGACGCCAGAGCCGACGCUGUAUCCGACGCCAAGCCCGACGCCAGACCCGACGCGGUAUCCGACGUCAAGCCCGACACCAGACCCAACUCGGAAUCCGACGCCAAGCCCGACGCCAGAACCGACGGCGACCAUGGCGACCUGCGUGGACGUCCCUGGGUGGGCGAGCAAGGAUGGUACACCUUGCUCCUGGUAUAACACGGCCAAUGUUUGCACCACGUCUGGAGGCUAUGCAUCGGGAUGGAAUUCUGGAUGGGGCACAUUUGCAGAUUGGGCGAACGAUGGAUAUGACGGCUCGACAGCAUGCUGCGGUUGUGGUGGGGGCACGUCGCCGACUCGUUGCCAGUACAUCGAGAUCCCUCCAAAUACAUUCGGGUAUGUUCAAUUGCCGUAUAGUAGCAACAUUCGAGCUCUGUCAAUGUGGCUUGCGCCGUACAAGGAUGGAGGCUAUCACUGGGAGUAG
Molecule: messenger RNA, 2463 nt
Organism: Prorocentrum cordatum
Lineage: Eukaryota; Dinophyceae; Prorocentrales; Prorocentraceae
Source: the annotation of a GenBank genome assembly